GAAUUUUUAAACAGUUCUACUCGGCUCCAACAGGGUCUUUUGUCAAAUAGUAAAAGUCGAAUUUUUUCCCCAGGUUUUCACGACUCUGUUAUCGUGGGAAACAAGAAAAAUCACUUAACCUCGUUAAGCAACUGGCUUGCACCUGUCACAAAAAGCGUCAAUUCUCUCUGGAAACGCUGUUGGCGUGCAUCCGUCGACGGCUGGGCUGUAAGUACAUUUCACUCCCAAUGUGACGGCAAGGGCCCGACUGUGACAAUAGUAAGGGUCGGGAGAUAUAUUUUUGGAGGAUACACAAGUAUUUCAUGGGGUAAGUGAGCAUUGUAAGGGGCAGUUACCUUACCUUUGCAGUUGCUUGCAUGGAUAUGUUGGGCUAAAAGUGCAGCUUGAUAGCUCGGUAAUGAGCAAUGUGGAGUCAGUUUGACCUUGCAUGGUUAAGCAGUAGCCGAUAAAGGAUUCAGGUUAGCGGAUCUAGAUUCGGACGCGCACCCCCUCGCCCCUCUGAAACCGAGGACCCCCCUCCUUGACUCACAAGGAAUUAGCAAAUGUGGCAAAAAACAACUACAGCAACAGAUUUUUUUGUUGAUCAUGAUUUUAACAGAUUUGCUCUACACAAGUUACAAAAGGAAAUAUCCAGUUACCCGAAGUUUUAUAUAUUAUUUUUCAAAUAUUUUUUUGCUCGAAUCUAUUGCUUUGUAAUUGCGAAUUUUUGCUUUCAGACAGCCCCCAUAGACAAAAACCUUUGCUCCCGUACGUGAGCGCACAGUCUGUUAGGUUUCGGGACCGCGAUUGUUAAUCUCCCGUUCAAAAAUUGGUUGCUUGCGGGAGGUCUUAUUGGAAGCAAUAAAAUGAAACACUGAGUGAUAAACACAAGAUAUACACAUUCUCAUGGUUAUUUUAUCAAUAAUUUAUAAAGCACUUAGUAUCUGUAAAAAUUUUUCCACUAAUUGUAUAUUACUAGGCGACCCAGUGAUUUACAUUUUUUCGUUUUAAUUGGAUGUGUUUGGAGUUAUUCUUGUCGAGGGUAUAGAUGUAAGCAGGGUAAUAUGAUUGAUCAUGAGUGGAUUUCAAUUCAGGGGGUAAUCGGCCGUGUAUUUCAAAUUGGCUGAACGCGUAUUUUUUGUUAUUUACAUUGUUAAUGUAAGGAUAUAUGUUGAGAGAAGAACUAAAAAAAGGUCUGAGUUCCAGAUAGGAACUAAACUCUCAAUACACUUCAUGAGUUAUUGGAAAUUUUAGUACUGGGCUGGUAAAACGAAAGUACUGCAUCGAGCGCUAACUUUUUUUUUUUUUUUUUUGAUGUGCUCUAAUUUACCUUCAGUAUCAGAAAAAAUAUCCCAAAUGGCACUUUUAUUCCAUCUCUAUUUUCUUGCAGGUUCUGGCUCUGGGUAUCGGUACGACUCAAACGCCUUUUUAUUCUCACUUGUAAACAAGCCAGGAUGGGUACCUGUUAAACUGCCUCAGACGGGGAAAUAUAGCUCCAGAAGGCAAUAUUCCAUAGAAAAUAGCCCAUCACAUGGGCCUAUAUUCGGAGGAGGAAGUGACAUUUACAUAUCAAACUACGCGUCAUCCAAUCGCAAUUCACAUACCAACCUUGGCAAUACUUACAGCCCACCGAGCGGGUACAGCUUCGGCAGCACCUUCGCCCAAACAUUCCUGGCCGGAACAUACCAGUUUACACCAGGGGAAAUAGAAACGUUUCACGAAACAACUUAA
Messenger RNA from Porites lobata, 1710 nucleotides. The record is from the annotation of a GenBank genome assembly. Lineage: Eukaryota; Metazoa; Cnidaria; Anthozoa; Scleractinia; Poritidae.